Messenger RNA from Sphaeroforma arctica JP610, 2159 nucleotides. RefSeq lists its product as hypothetical. Lineage: Eukaryota; Ichthyosporea; Ichthyophonida. The record is from RefSeq and is a predicted model, not a curated record. Gene Ontology annotation, molecular function: protein domain specific binding. The coding region runs from base 246 to 1697 and encodes 483 amino acids. The transcript has 5 exons.
CCGUAACCCUGAUAUAUGUUAUAUAGUGUACAAGCGAUAAUAUAUAUCUAUGUAUAUGUCAAUAUAUGUACAUGUUCGUGUAUGUCUAUAGAUAUAGAUAUAGAUAUACCUGUUUUUACUACUAAUAGCUCUCGGUUGUUAUCCCUCAUAGGAGUACACAAAGAAGCACUUAUAUAUAUGUAUGCAGAAUCACCUCAACGUCGACUUUGUCCACAAAUACUAACUAUUCACACACAUUAAGCAAUAUGGCUGAGACAUCACCCCCGCAAACACCACCGCCCACUGACCCCACCCCUCCCGCUAGUGGGACGCAAUCGAAGUCAUCGGUCAAUUCAAGUACCACUUCGGUAGCUGACGGAGAAGAAGAAGCAAACUCAACAACAAACACGGCUAUGGUCUCGUCGGAAGCGGUUGCAUGUCAAGAGAGUGCGGAGGAUAGUGUAGCUGAACAUACUGAAGUUACACUAGAAAAUGGAUCAGAUGUUAUCACACACACGGAUAUAACCGAUGCGUCGGAUACCAAAAGUGAAGAAGUCCAAGGUGACGCUAAGAGUUCAGUGACCUUUGAUUUGAGUAGUGAUGGUGAACACGAAAGUGCAGACCUAACGGAGACACAAUCUGAUGGGCAGAGUUUACAACAGGCUACGCAGCAGAUCAGUGCAUACAUUGAUGGGGAAAGAGAGGAUGACACGAACACACCCACACAUACACACACAAAAGACCUUCCUACUGCUGAGACCGAGCAACAAGGUGCACAAACGAGCUCGGAUAAAGACAUUACUGAACCUACGAGAGGGAAUAGUACAGACGGUACACAGCAGUCAGCCACCGUAGCUACAGAAGACGAUGCUACGGCAACUGAUAAUAGUGGUGCCGAAGCGAGUCAAAAGGAUGAGGCUACGCCUAAGGAUGCUGUCGGGAGAUCACAGUCACAAUCCGGCAGCUCUACUUCAUUAUGGGGAAGCCUUAAAAACAUCUUCGUCACAGUUCCAACAUAUGAAGCUGAUCCCGAACUAGACGAUGCUUUGGAGUCGUUAGAGCGUUUCUCCCACACGUUUGCUGAAUCGGUCAAGGCUCUGAGCAUGUACCGUAAGGCAUUCAUAACCAUGACUCUGCAGAUCAAACACUUGGCCAAGGCCCUCAAUGACGAGGGCAUGAAGACACGAGGUGACACAGGAAGGGUUCUGCGCAAUAUGGGCGAAUCCCUUAAGGAUGUGCAUACGUCGCAGCAGGACUUGUCACCGUUGCUCUCUCGAAUGGAGAGCACUUGGGACGCGUUCAUCACCCGAGGAGUGCCAGAUGCCCAGCAGGCUGCGGCAGACGUACUUACUGCGCGCGAAAAGGCACACGCGGCCCAGCAACGCAGACAGCGUGCAGGAGAGCAGGGCAACAACCAGUUCAGUGAAGUCUAUUUAAUAUACCAGGCAAUGGAAGCGGAAUACAAGGACAAACGGGAAGCCUUCUUAGCCAAGGCGACAAUGCUGGAUCUCCAACACUGUAACAUCUUCCGAAAGGACCUUAAAGAGUUUGAGAUUGUAUUUAAGCUUCACGCCCAGAACGCUCAGCAGGUGCUACACCAGGCCAUGGAUGUCCACAAGGACAUAGUCAAUAGCCAGACGAAGACUCCGUCGGAGUUUGCGGACAAUCUACUGCUUGCGAGGAAACGCAGUGUGCCCAAUUUACAGCUGCAGUGUUAAUGGGGCAACCGUCAUGAUGCAACAAUGUGAUAUAAUUUACAAUACUCAACUGAUCUGGUACAUACCAUUGUUAUGGUGUGUACAAGAACUUUGAUGGGCUGACGAACAAUGACCAGUGCUUUUUUUUUUCCGAAGAAUUUACUACGUCCGAGGAAUUGAGGUGUGGUCAGAGGAAACCUUGCCAGCUCCAGUAGAGCUGCUUCAAAAUAGUAAUUCCUGAUGUGGGUUGGGUGGUUCUGGAGGUGUGGAAGGUGCUAGAUGGGACUAUGUGCCGUGAGCUGCAUACGUCCCUAUAUACCGCGAAAUAUCAACAAUCAGAAUUUUUUUCUUGUUUGUGGGCCGCAGAUUGUUAACGGAGGUGUUUCACUGGAUGGGCUCACACGCUUGAGUUUCCAAGCAGUCGAGACUCUCCGAAGUUUUAAAACUCGACACUUGAUUUCAUCUAACCCCCCCCCCCCCCCC